Molecule: messenger RNA, 1791 nt
Organism: Gastrolobium bilobum
Lineage: Eukaryota; Viridiplantae; Streptophyta; Magnoliopsida; Fabales; Fabaceae
Product: ABC transporter G family member 4
Exons: 1
Coding region: 1-1791 (596 amino acids)
Cellular component (GO): membrane
Molecular function (GO): ATP binding; ABC-type transporter activity; ATP hydrolysis activity
Source: RefSeq, a predicted model, not a curated record
AUGGCUGAACCACCACUGUCACCAAAAACUUACAAACUAACAGCAACUUCAAUCUGCUACACCAAAUCAACCACCACCAACAGCACAAUAGUACCACCAUUGUUCCUCUUCAAACAUUGUACAACAACCCCACCUACCUACAUCCUCAAAGAUGUCUCCCUCACCGCAAAUCCCUCUGAGAUCCUCGCCAUUGUUGGUCCAAGUGGUGCCGGAAAAUCCACUCUUCUAGACAUUCUAUCAGCUAGAACAUUACCCUCAAAUGGCACUCUUUCCCUUAACUCUUCCCCUAUUAACCCCUUCACAUUUCGCAAACUCUCUUCCUAUGUUCCUCAACACGAUGCAUGUCUCCCUUUGCUCACUGUUUCCGAGACAUUCGCCUUCGCUGCUCGUCUUCUCAAGCCUAAGACUUCUGAUAUUUCCGCCAUUGUUUCUUCUCUUCUCACUGAACUGAGGCUAAUCCAUUUGGCUAACACGAGGCUCGCUCAUGGCUUAUCUGGUGGAGAACGUAGAAGGGUCUCCAUAGGUCUUAGUCUUCUUCAUGAUCCAGCUGUGUUGCUUCUUGAUGAACCCACUUCUGGCCUUGACAGUACCUCUGCCUUCAAAGUCAUGCAAAUUCUGAAAUCAACUUGUGUUUCUCGUCACAGGACCAUUGUCCUUUCAAUUCACCAACCGAGCUUCAAGAUCCUCUCAUGCAUUGAUAGAAUCUUGCUGCUAUCAAAGGGUACCGUGGUUCACCAUGGAAGCCUUGCUUCACUCCAAGCUUUCUUGCAUUCAAAUGGUUUCACUGUCCCUCAUCAGCUCAAUGCAUUGGAAUAUGCAAUGGAAAUACUAAACCAAUUAAAUGAGCUUAAACCCAUCACUCCCCCAUGUCUUCCUGAAUCUCCAAAAAGUUCUACAAUUUCCUCAUUUGAUAAUGGAACUAAAAUGAGAGAGAUCAAGUACAAGAGUUCUAGGAUCCAUGAAAUCUGUACCCUUUAUAGCAGGUUUUGGAAGAUCAUUUACAGAACUAGGCAAUUGCUUUUGACUAACACAGCAGAAGCGCUUCUUGUGGGUCUUGUUUUAGGAACAAUUUAUAUCAAUAUUGGGUUUGAUAAAGAAGGCAUUGAGAAAAGGUUUGGUCUAUUUGCCUUCACUCUUACAUUCCUCCUAUCUUCCACAACUGAGACACUUCCAAUCUUUAUCAAUGAGAGGCCAAUCUUGUUAAGAGAAACUUCUAGUGGGGUUUAUAGGCUAUCAUCUUAUCUCAUUGCAAAUACACUUGUUUUCUUGCCAUACAUGCUUGUAGUUGCUGUUAUAUACUCUAUCCCAGUCUACUUCUUAGUGGGUCUAUGUGCUUCUUGGUUAUCUUUUGCUUAUUUUGUUUUGGUCAUAUGGGUCAUUGUUCUGAUGGCGAACUCAUUUGUCCUCUUCUUGAGUUCUCUUGCCCCAAAUUACAUUGCUGGGACUUCACUCUUGACGGUUCUUCUUGCAGCAUUUUUCCUCUUCUCUGGCUAUUUUAUCUCCAAGGAUUGUUUGCCCAAAUACUGGCUCUUCAUGCACUUUUUCUCUAUGUACAAAUAUGCUCUUGAUGCACUUCUUAUCAAUGAGUAUUCUUGCUUAGCUACAAGGUGUUUGAUAUGGUACCAAGAGAAUCAGCAGUGCAUGGUCACUGGAGGUGACGUGUUACAGAAGAGAGGGCUACGCGAGAGUGAAAGAUGGACCAACGUGUACUUCUUGGUUGGGUUCUUUGUGUUGUAUCGUGUGCUUUGCUUCUUGGUUUUAAUUAGAAGGGUUUCAAGAUCCAAAACUUAA